Messenger RNA from Aspergillus mulundensis, 801 nucleotides. Its product is annotated as amphiphysin-like protein RVS161. The record is from RefSeq and is a predicted model, not a curated record. The coding region runs from base 1 to 801 and encodes 266 amino acids. Lineage: Eukaryota; Fungi; Ascomycota; Eurotiomycetes; Eurotiales; Aspergillaceae. Gene Ontology annotation, molecular function: protein binding; lipid binding. Gene Ontology annotation, biological process: actin filament organization; actin cortical patch localization; plasma membrane tubulation. The transcript is spliced from 6 exons. Gene Ontology annotation, cellular component: Rvs161p-Rvs167p complex; actin cortical patch; mating projection tip.
AUGUCUUGGGCAGGUGCGCAGUAUACUCGCUUCAAGAAGAAUGUAAACCGCGCUACGACGCAGGUAAUGAUGAAGACGGGGCAUGUGGAGAGAACCAACGACCGCGAUUAUGAAAUCGAAGAACGGCGAUACCGGACCAUGGAGGCUGCUGCAAACCGAUUACAGAAGGAGGCCAAGGGAUACCUAGACUCACUGCGAGCCAUGACGGCUUCGCAGAUGCGGAUCGCGGAGACGAUAGACGCUUUUUACGGUGAUGCUGGGGCCAAAGACGGCGUGAGCAGGAGUUACAAGCAGGCUGUCGAAGACCUUGAUGCCGAGACGAUCAAGGCGCUCGACGGACCCUACAGAACAACUGUCCUCGACCCCAUUUCCCGUUUCUGUGCGUACUUCCCUGAUGUCAACGAGUGCAUCAAGAAGAGGAAUCACAAGUUGCUCGACUACGAUGCCAUGCGGGCCAAGGUGAAGCGGCUGGUCGAGAAGCCCGACAAGGACGCUACCAAGCUGCCUCGCACUGAGCGAGAACUGGAGAUGGCCAAACAGGCAUACGAACAGCUCAACGAGCAACUAUUCACCGAACUUCCUCAACUCAUUGACCUGCGUGUCCCGUACCUCGACCCGAGUUUCGAAGCCUUGGUAAAGAUCCAAUUGCGUUUCUGUGCGGAAGCAUACUCCCGUAUGGCUCAAGUGCAGCAGUAUCUCGACGCUGAAACGAGGGAUCAAUACGCGCGCGGUGACCUGGAUAACAGGGUAGAGGAGGUCCUUCAGGAGAUUCGGGAUUUGAGCAUAGCGGGUACUGUUUAA